CUGUUGAAGGUUGGAAAAAUAGUCCUGGGCAUAAUAAUGUGAUGAUACAAAGAGGUGGUUGGUCGCCAAUGAAAGCCAUGGGAGUUGGUGUUUAUAAAGGAAUUGCAAAUGUUUGGUUUGGUGAACAUCUAGAUACAUUCCCGGCUCCUGGUGAAACAGUGGAAAAUAAUGCUGAUAUUAUUUUUGGCAAUACCUAUCAAUUCAUUCAUGCGGCAUCGAACAAGGCUCUUGAGAUCCACAGCAGUGGUACACACGACGGGGCCAAUGUUGAAAUUUUUAAAAAUCACCAAGGUGCCAAUCAAAUUUGGAUUAUCUAUGGAUACGAUGAUGAUUCAAUUCAGCUAUUUAAUGCGCAUAGUGAUAAGGCAUUAGAUGUGAGUGGAAAUGGCCAUUCAGAUGGUACUAACGUGCAAAUCUAUACAAACAAUCGCUCCGUGGCACAGCGAUGGUUUCUGAAAUCGGUUGGAAAUGGUUUAUAUGAAUUGAUCAAUGUCGAAUCUGGUAAAGCACUCGAUGUUAGUGGAAACCAAUCGGCUGACGGAACAAAUGUGCAAAUUUGGACACGCAAUCAUACACCAGCUCAAAGAUGGCGAAUUGUUCCUAUUUAG
Adineta ricciae is the source of this 608-nucleotide messenger RNA. NCBI's taxonomy places the organism in Eukaryota, Metazoa, Rotifera, Eurotatoria, Adinetida, Adinetidae. The record is from the annotation of a GenBank genome assembly.